UAUCUCUCCUUUUUUUUUUCUCCCCAAAUCACCCCUCCGCCGAAACGGGAGCUCGAUCUCCGCCGCCACCGCCAAUCCCCGAACCCUACCUCUCCCCCCCUCCACCCAUGGCGCUCUCCCGCCGCCUCCUCCCGCUCCUCCUCCGCCGCGGGUCCACCCCCUCCCUCUCCCCCGCCCGCGCGCUCUCCACGGCCGCCGUGACGGCCGAUGCUCCCGCCGCGGCGGCGGCGGCGGCGGAGGAGGAGGCGAUGACCAUCAAGGGCGUGCGCAUCUCGGGGCGGCCGCUGUACAUGGACAUGCAGGCGACCACCCCCGUCGACCCGCGGGUGCUCGACGCCAUGCUCCCCUUCUACCUCUCCCGCUACGGGAACCCCCACUCCCGCACCCACCUCUACGGCUGGGAGUCCGACGCCGCCGUCGAGGAGGCCCGCGCCCGCGUCGCCUCCCUCGUCGGCGCCGACCCCAGGGAGAUCUUCUUCACCUCCGGCGCCACCGAGUGCAACAACAUCGCCGUCAAGGGCGUCAUGCGCUUCUACCGCGACCGCCGCCGCCACGUCGUCACCACGCAGACCGAGCACAAGUGCGUCCUCGACUCCUGCAGGUACCUCCAGCAGGAAGGCUUCGAGGUCACCUACCUCCCCGUGCGCCCCGACGGCCUCGUCGACGUCGCGCAGCUCGCCGACGCCAUCCGCCCCGACACCGGCCUCGUCUCCGUCAUGGCCGUCAACAACGAGAUCGGCGUCGUGCAGCCACUCGAGGAGAUUGGUCGAAUCUGCAAGGAGAAGGGCGUGCCCUUCCAUACUGAUGCUGCCCAGGCGCUCGGGAAGAUCCCGAUUGAUGUCAACCAAAUGGGGAUUGGGCUCAUGUCUUUGUCUGCGCACAAGAUUUAUGGGCCAAAGGGCGUGGGUGCUCUCUAUCUGCGUCGUCGACCCCGCAUUCGUGUGGAGCCGCAGAUGAGUGGCGGUGGCCAGGAACGCGGAAUUCGCAGUGGAACAGUGCCAACGCCUCUUGUUGUUGGAUUUGGUGCUGCCUGCGAAAUUGCGGCUAAAGAGAUGGACUAUGAUCACAGGAGAGCCUCGGUUCUGCAGCAGCGCCUUCUUGAUGGCAUCCGUGGACAGGUUGAUGAUAUUGUUAUCAAUGGAAGCAUGGAGCAUCGGUACCCUGGUAACCUGAAUUUGUCAUUUGCAUAUGUUGAGGGGGAGAGCUUGCUGAUGGGCCUGAAGGAGGUGGCUGUGUCGAGUGGCAGUGCCUGCACUAGUGCCAGCUUGGAGCCCUCUUAUGUGCUGCGGGCACUUGGUGUAGAAGAGGACAUGGCGCACACCUCCAUUCGCUUUGGCAUUGGCCGCUUUACCACUGAGGAAGAGGUUGACAGAGCAAUUGAGCUCACCGUGCAUCAGGUGAAGAAGCUUCGUGACAUGAGUCCACUGUAUGAGAUGGCCAAGGCAGGCAUUGACCUCAAGAGUAUCCAGUGGGCGCAGCACUGAGACAGCUUUCACUUAGAGCUAAUCCCUGGCUGCUUUUGAAGUGCACGGAAGGACACAUAGAUAGGUUACCUGUGGCACGUUUUGAGCAUAUAACAAUCCACGCAAUGUUUUCCCAGUGAUUAGUUCUGAGUGUACAUUCAUUUACUUUGGAGAUCUUCUCACUAUGCCAAAAGGAAAGGCCUGUCUGGUGUUGGUGAAGACAUUUCUAUGAACCAUGUGAUAGUUCUGUCAAGACAAUCAGCUAGUAUUGUACAUCUGUUCACUUGCCAAGUUGCCAGCUCUCAGGCUGGCAACUAAUGUUUUCUGCUAGGUUAGCACCUUGUUCUCUAGCUAGAAUACCCCAACACGAAAUAAGAAUGCUUGAGUGGUUACUGUGUUGCCUGAAACCCUUUAAGAUACUAAUUGGAGUUACUGGCAUAAUGCUGUUACUAUAUAUUUUGGUGCUCACAUUAUAAUUUCAACACACCAGGUUAUCUGUUA
Messenger RNA from Oryza sativa Japonica Group (Japanese rice), 1964 nucleotides. The record is from RefSeq and is a predicted model, not a curated record. NCBI's taxonomy places the organism in Eukaryota, Viridiplantae, Streptophyta, Magnoliopsida, Poales, Poaceae.